AUGCUCUUUGGUUUGGGAGAUAUGGGUGAAAUGAAGGCCUUGGACACGGGCGAACACUGUGGCUGUAUUGCUAGCUAUGGAGCGUACCCCGUCUGUAAAGGCUGCUCGGUGUGCUCCAGGGAUAACGGCUGUGUAAACUGCCAACCUAAACUCUUCCUGUUCCUGAGGAGAGAGAGGAUGAGGCAGUAUGGGGAAUGUCUUCACGACUGUCCGGCCGGAUACUAUGGCAUGCGCAGCCCAGAAGUCAACAUGUGUUCCAGGUGCAGGAUAGAGAAUUGCGAGUCCUGCUUCAGCAAAGACUUCUGCACCAAGUGCAAGUCAGGUUUCUACCUACACAAGGGGCGCUGCUUCGACAAAUGCCCCGAGGGCUUUGCCCCACUGGAAGACACCAUGGAGUGCGGAGAAGGCUGUGAGGUGGGUCAGUGGAGCGAAUGGGGAGCCUGUACCAGGAGAAACAAAACCUGCGGUUAUAAGUGGGGUCUGGAGACCCGGACGCGGCACAUUGUAAAGAAGCCACCCAAGGACUCGAUACCCUGUCCAACCAUCGCUGAGUCCAGGAUGUGCAGAAUGGCCAUGAGACAUUGCAGGAGAGGCGGCACAGGGAAGCACCGAAACAAAGAGCCAAAGAAGAAGAACAAGCAGAGGCUGCGGUUUCGGGCCCAGAACCAGCACAGCGAUCACUUGGCCUCCGUGCGCUCCGGCCAGUGA
Messenger RNA from Menidia menidia (Atlantic silverside), 708 nucleotides. NCBI's taxonomy places the organism in Eukaryota, Metazoa, Chordata, Actinopteri, Atheriniformes, Atherinopsidae. The record is from the annotation of a GenBank genome assembly.